This is a messenger RNA of Chenopodium quinoa (quinoa), 2159 nucleotides long. RefSeq names its product ent-kaurenoic acid oxidase 1-like. Gene Ontology annotation, molecular function: iron ion binding; oxidoreductase activity, acting on paired donors, with incorporation or reduction of molecular oxygen; heme binding. The coding region runs from base 585 to 2048 and encodes 487 amino acids. Gene Ontology annotation, biological process: brassinosteroid homeostasis; brassinosteroid biosynthetic process; sterol metabolic process. The record is from RefSeq and is a predicted model, not a curated record. The transcript has 9 exons. NCBI's taxonomy places the organism in Eukaryota, Viridiplantae, Streptophyta, Magnoliopsida, Caryophyllales, Amaranthaceae.
AUAAAUUUUUUUCAUUCUUCCCUUUAUUUUCAAAGUAUCUAGCCCACAAACUCGGCAGGGUUAGCUUGUGAGAGGUUUCGAUCUUGUAUUGUAGAAUGGCUCUGAUAUCAUGUCAGAUAAUAUAAAACUCAAACAUUAUUAAAGUGAUUUCCAUUAAUCAAUAUUUAUAGGGUUUCAUUGAGAGAUGAGCUACAAGAUAUAUAAAAAUGUCAUAUAUGAAUUCUAUAAAAAUUCUCUAUUUUUAUUUUUAUUUAAUUGUUUUUGUUGGAGAUAUUCUCUACUUUAUCAUCACCUAGCUACUUGCAAAAAAAAAAAAAAAAAAAAAAAAAAUUAAAUUAAAUUAAAUCAUGUAAGAUAUUUAGCAUGGUGCAAAAACUAAAGCAUUUAUAUUUUGUGGUCAAUUUAUUAUCUUCUAUAGCGUAGGUACAACAUUUGUGGCAUUAAAUAUAUAUACAUGGAUUGUCAAUGUAAAGUGUUAUCAUAACAUGCAUGCAUAAAAAAAAAAAAAAAAAAAAAACUAGACCAUCUUUCUUUUCUGUUCGUCUAUAAUUGAAGGAAUAAGAAAAUCAACAAAUAUAAAUAGCAUGAUAUGUAUUGUAAGUGUAGUGUUAUUAUUAUCAAUGAUAGGGUGGUUAUCAUGGUGGUGGAAUGAGAUAUGGUAUGUUAGACCACUCAAGGCAAGGUGCUCUGCAUCCAAUGUCAAAAUACCUCUCGGUCAUUUGGGUUUCCCUUUGUUGGGGGAGACCCUCUCCUUUCUAUGGCUCUUUAAUAUUGUUAGUCGUCCUGACGAUUUUAUCACCUUUAAAAAACACAAGUAUGGAUAUAAGGAGGGAAUAUAUAGAAGCCACUUGUAUGGGUCUCCAAGCAUCAUAGCAUGCUCCCCGUCUUUGUGCAAAUUUGUACUCAAUUCGAGCGAUAAAUUUACACAAGAAUGGCCAACUACCCAAGUAUUAGGAGCUAAUUCUGUAAUCACGCUUAAUGAGGGCCAACAACAUAGUAUUAUUAAGAGUGCUAUUGUCAAAUCCAUCAACCAGCCUGAUUAUCUUUCAAGGAUUGUGCUCCAAAUUCAGCCUACCAUUGUUGCUGCCCUUCAAUUAUGGUCUCAAAUGCCUAAAAUCAAUGCAUUUUAUCAAGUAAAAAAGGUAACGCUUGAUUAUACUAUGAGAUAUAUCGCUCAUCUUGAAAUUGGUAGCUCUCAAAUAGAUGCUAUUGAGAAGCUAUACCAGGGUAUAGUUUAUGGCUUUCGAGCACAACCAUGGAACCUUCCCGGCACAGCUUAUCAUCAUGCCCUCAAGUGUCGAAAGGAGAUUACAAAGAAGCUGAAGGAGGAGUUAGAGAAAAGGAAGCAGAAGAAUAAAGAUAGUGUUUCGGGAGAAAGUGCAAUAAUAAGCGAUCUAAUGGAUGGUUUAAUGCAAAUGAAGAAUAAUGAACAAAGACAUCUAAGCGACGAAGAGGUGUUAGAUAAUGUUGUGAGCACUAUUCUAGUUGGUCACAUUUCUAUUGCUUAUGCUGUGACAUGGUCUCUGCAGUUUUUAGCCAAUAAUCCUCAUGUUCUACUCAAGCUUCGGGAGGAGAACAAGGCUAUGUUUAAAGAGGACAACAAUGAGAGCAUCACAUAUGAAGAUAUUUUGAAGCUCAAGUACACAAAGAAGGUUGCGGAAGAAACAAUAAGAAUGGCAAACCUCUCUGCCUUUGUGUUCAGGAAAGCCACCGAUGACAUUGUAUUUGAAGGUUACUUAAUACCAAAAGGUUGGAGUGUUCUUGUAUGGCUAAGGAACCUUCACAAUGAUCCAACAAAUUUUGAAGAUCCUAUGUCCUUUAAUCCAGAUAGAUGGGAUACUCGCCCAAAGCAAGGAACAUAUCAUCCUUUUGGGGGAGGUUCGAGAUCUUGUGCGGGAAGUGCGCUUGUUCGAGUUUCACUAGCCAUAUUUCUCCAUCAUUUGUCUAUUGGAUACAAGUGGAAAUUGCUUAAUCCUGGUGCGAAGGUCAAGUAUCUUUCACAUCCAUUACCUAGCGAUGGCCUCGAAAUUUCAAUUAAUAAAGUUUAAAUACACUCAAAUUAUAUGUACAAGUUAAGAGACAUAAGCAAUAUAAAUAAUCUAUGAAGCUAGAUUCUCUGUUUUUAUUCCACAAUAUUAUCUCCUUAAUUCUAAUUUUAA